Messenger RNA from Haliotis rubra (blacklip abalone), 2000 nucleotides. RefSeq names its product exostosin-2-like. NCBI's taxonomy places the organism in Eukaryota, Metazoa, Mollusca, Gastropoda, Lepetellida, Haliotidae. Gene Ontology annotation, molecular function: glycosyltransferase activity. The record is from RefSeq and is a predicted model, not a curated record. Gene Ontology annotation, cellular component: membrane.
AAUAACCGGAACCUAGAAACCAACGAGGUGGUUCAGAUUGCAUCAGCUGUUAAAAUCAACACCCCAGACAGAGAAACAUCAUGUACAUUUCAUACUUGCUUGGAAGUUUAUCAUUGUGGCUAUAACGAUGACAAUAAACUUACGGUGUACAUAUACCCUAUUAAGAGAUACGAAGAUGAAAAUGGAAACGAGCUGACGGUUCCAAGGUCUAAAGAAUUCGAGGAAAUAUUACAGGCUGUUGCAGACAGCCCCUACUAUACUGAUGAUCCUGAAACAGCUUGUCUAUUCAUUCCUUCCAUUGAUCUCCUCAAUCAGAACAAUCUACGAUUAGGGGAUGUAAACCGAGUUCUAGCAUCAUUGCCGCACUGGCAAGAUGGCUCCAACCAUCUCCUGUUCAACAUGCUGGCAGGCAGUUCCCCGGACUUCCGCACAGUGCUUGAACUAGCUACUGGGCGGGGCAUCUUGGCAGGAAGUGGCUUCUCAACCUGGUCCUACAGGAGGACCUUCGACAUCUCGGUACCUGUGUACAACCCCCUCAUCUCACACAUAGACCUCCCACAGAAAUCUUACCUAGAGGAAAGACAGUGGCUGAUUGUAUCAUCUCAGAGUGGCCUCCAUAGUGAAUUUCGGGACAUCCUGGACAAGCUGGUGUUGGAGGACAACCGGGUGUUGGUCCUAGACCGCUGUCGGGACGACAAUAAUACCUGGAACGUCACGAAGCGCUGCACCAGCAACUCCAACUACGACUAUCCUCAAGUGUUACAGGAUGCCACAUUCUGUGUGGUGUUACGAGGAGCUCGGCUGGGGCAGCCUGUUCUCGGUGAUGCAUUGCGGUCCGGCUGCAUCCCCAUCAUCAUCGCCGACGGCUACAUCCUUCCCUUCUCCGAGGUGCUCGACUGGACCAGAAUCGGCAUCACAGUGCGAGAGGAUGACAUCGGGGGUCUCCUGAACAUUGUCAAAGCAUACAGUGUUGAUCGGGUGUAUGAGAUGAGACGGCAGGUGAAGUUCGUCUGGGACAACUACUUCAGCUCCAUGAAGGCCAUCACCAUGACAACACUGGAGAUCAUCAACGACCGCAUCUUCCCGUAUGCCAGUCGCAGCUACGAGUCCUGGAACGACAUACCCAACAAGGAGGCGAUCAACAACCCAUUGUUUCUCCCCCUCACCCCCUCAAAGGCCCAAGGCUUCACAGCUGUCAUCCUCACCUACGACCGAAUCGAGUCACUCUUCGAGGUCAUCAAGCAGGUUGCCAAGGUACCUAGUCUGGCCAAGGUCGUCGUUGUCUGGAACAACCAGAAUAAAGCCCCUCCUGCAAUGUCAUCAUGGCCGUACAUUGGCAAACCUGUGAAAGUUGUCCAGACCAAGAAGAAUAAACUGAGCAACAGGUUCUUCCCCUAUGAUGAGAUAGAGACGGAGUGUAUCCUGGCCUUGGAUGAUGACAUUAUCAUGCUGACAGCCGAUGAACUGGAGUUCGGUUAUGAGGUAUGGAGGGAGUUCCCCGAUCGUCUUGUGGGCUUCCCAUCUCGUCUUCACUUGUGGGACAACAGCACGCACAAGUGGAAGUACGAGUCUGAGUGGACCAAUGCCAUCUCCAUGGUGCUCACCGGCGCUGCCUUCUAUCACAAGUAUUUCAGCUACCUGUAUACCUACUCCAUGCCGGGCAACAUGAAGGUGUGGGUGGAUGAACACAUGAACUGCGAGGACAUCGCCAUCAACUUCCUCAUCGCCAACAUCACCGGCAAGGCUCCCAUGAAGGUGACGCCCAGGAAGAAGUUCAAGUGUCCACAGUGCGUCAACAACGAGAUGUUGUCGGCCGACCUGACUCACAUGGUGGAGAGGUCGGAGUGCAUCAACCAGUUCACCAGCAUCUACCAAUCAAUGCCGCUGAAGAGCGUGGAGUUCCGGGCUGACCCUGUGUUGUACAGAGACAACUUCCCCAGCGUGAUGAAGAGGUUUAAUAACAUAGGGAGCUUAUGAUUGGGGAGGAUAUACAGCGUAUC